AUGCAGAGACUAAAAAAUAAAAAAGUGCCUUUUAUCCUUCAAGGUAUAAAGUAUAUUAUGUUGUGCGCUGUAAUAAUCCAUACAGUUCAAGGAAAUUGCACCAUGGAAGAAUUAACAAUAAUUGUGACAAAUCCAUUUCUUAAAGUAAACACAAAAAAUACAGAAUUAUCUAAAACCUACUGUAUAAACCCAGAUAGUGCACUUAAUCUGGUGUUUGGAUAUAUUCACCAUAGACUUAAAUAUAUAUUUAAUAAGAGGUUUUACUCAUCCGAAAUAGAUAUUCACUAUAAAAUACUACAAAAAAGAUUAGAACAAAUACAGAAUUCCAUUAAAAGAGACAGUUAUAAAGAUACAGCAGAACAAAAAUUAAAUGAAACACCAUUAGAUGUGUAUUUAUACAAAUACAAUAGGGUAUUCAUAAAACUAUUUCCAUCACAUUAUAUGGGACUGUCCAUAAACUCGUCUGAUUAUAAUACAUUCACGUGGUUUCUUAAGCAUAGGAUGGUUUAUAAGAAAUCUUCUUAUAUUCUGGCAAUAUUACUGCUUUUAUCUGAAGGAUUAGACUUACCUGUCAUAUUUACUAAUAAUAAGAAUUCUACUGUGAUUUUAGAAGAAGUAAUUAUUAAUAAUAAAAUGUGCUUUAACAUAAACACAAUAAUUAUUUCUAAGAGCAUCCACUCGUACGAACAUAUUAGUUUGCAAUUAUAUGAGAAAGAAUUAAAAGAAAUAAUUGAAUUUUUUAUGAAGUAUAAGAACACUUACUAUACAAAUAAUAAAAACCUGUUUGGAGUAGGUUAUUAUGAUGAGUUUAAGAGUGGAAGUAUUCUUAACACGACAGUAUUCCUGAUACAGUCGUAUAUAUACAUGUUUUUAAAUACAGUAAAUGAUAUACAGAAAUUUAAUUAUUCUGUAUAUGAAAUAUUAUAUAAGUACAUUAAGCAUAACAAAGAAUGUGGUGGGAAUAUUAAAAACCUUCUAAUAGCACAGAGAAUAUUUAAUAGAUAUUUUAUUCCGAGGAAUAAAAAAAAUAAGAGAAAUUCAAUGGCAUACAUAGAUCGCAUUAAUAAGCUGAAUGCGAUUAUAGAGAAAUUUAAAGAAAAGGCGAUUAAAAGGAGAAUUACUACAGAGUUAAACAUACAAGAAGUGCAGAAUAGUAUAAAAAAGAGAAUUUCUAAAUUGGACAGUGAAAAUACAAGUAUAGAGAAUAUGAUAAAUAGAAUUCUAUUGGUAUUUAGUCUUUUAUCAUAUAACAGUAAGAAAGGAAAGUAUAAUCCUGAUAGUAUACACAACAUGCCAUAUGAAAUAUCUCAUUUCUUUGAUAUAUUAGGAUCACCAGCAUAUGCAUGUAACUAUAAUUUGUAUAAGAAGUGGCAGGAGUAUUUUUAUUCUGGGUAUAAUAAAAAGUAUCUUAGUAAGAAUAUAAAGAGUACAUAUAAUUACAAAGAUGAUUCAAAUUCGUAUAUAAAUAAAAUAUACAAUGAAUACAUAAAUAUAAAUGUGCAUGGACUAAUUCAAUCAAAAACGAUAAAAACACUUAUUGCUAAACAUAGUAAACUAUUAAGUACAUUAUCUGCUGUAAAAAAGAGUGUGUUUAGCUCGAUAAUUAACCAAUUCACGCCAAAAGAACUAAAAAAUUUCAGAUGUGUAGAUUUAUACAAGUCGCAUUGUUUAAUAGAAAGUAGUUUAAACCCGCGUAUAAAAACCCAUCCGAAUUUAUCCAUAAUAUUCAUGUCGUAUGAAGAUUUACUUAAUGACUUUGAUUCAGACACUUCUGCUGAAUGGAAUGGUAUAGUGAAUAAUUAUGAAAAUUCAAAAUAUCCACCAUCCCAAAAUAUUCUAUAUAUGAAAUUUCUACUAGAAAAUUACAUAACCAAAACUUUCUCAAAACCCACAGUAGCCCAAAAUGAAGUAGUAAAUAAUAUUCUGAAUAUUCUGAAUAUUCUUAAAAUAAGAGAAAAUAGUAGAGAUAAAAGCACAAAUUGCUUAUUAAUACAAGGAAAUAUUGAAAAUACUAAGUAUAAGAACUCUCUUUUGUUCUCAAUAUUAUUAUACAGUAUAUUCUCUAAAACAAAGACAGAUUCUAAACUAAAAAAGUUUUAUUCAAAUGUAGUGGGAAGUAUUUCAUUCCCAGAGAAUAAUUCUAAUAUUAAUUUAAAUGAGUAUUUAGAGAUAUUUCAAUUCAAAGAGAACAUAGAAUAUUUACCAAAUAUAAAUAUAGAAUAUUAUACUAAAUGCAAAUAUAUAAUAGAUUUAUACAGCACAUCCAUUAUAUACACAUACAUAGAUAAUAUUAAUACAAGCGCAGAAGCAAUAGUAAAUUAUAUAAUCAAAUGGCUAUCAUCAUAUAGAAAUAGUUCAGAUUAUAUUUUAGUAAUAGACAGACUAUCUGAUAAAAAUCUAUUUUUAAAAAUAACAGAAAAUAAUCCAGAAGAAAACAUAAGAAAAAUAACGGACAAGCUUAAAGAAAUCUCUCCUAAUAUUAAAUUUUACAUAGAAUUGUUAUGGCUAUGCAUUUCACUUGCAAAUAAUUCAGAUACAGUGAGCAUUCUAUACAAAUCCAUUAAUAUUAAUGACACUUUUGUAUUUUUGCGUAUAAAUAACAGAAUCAUAAAAAAUGAAUUUAUAAAGGUAAAGCCAUUAUUUAAAAAAAUGCUAAGAUCAGAAAAUACCGAAUAUGAUCUUAAUAAGCUUAAUAGUAUUAUAACAGUAUUAGAGAUUUAUUCUAUUUAA
Molecule: messenger RNA, 2730 nt
Organism: Nematocida parisii ERTm1
Lineage: Eukaryota; Fungi; Microsporidia
Exons: 1
Coding region: 1-2730 (909 amino acids)
Source: RefSeq, a predicted model, not a curated record